Molecule: messenger RNA, 1468 nt
Organism: Poeciliopsis prolifica (blackstripe livebearer)
Lineage: Eukaryota; Metazoa; Chordata; Actinopteri; Cyprinodontiformes; Poeciliidae
Gene: arfrp1
Product: ADP-ribosylation factor related protein 1
Exons: 7
Coding region: 574-1179 (201 amino acids)
Biological process (GO): protein localization to organelle; Golgi to plasma membrane protein transport; intracellular protein transport
Cellular component (GO): Golgi apparatus
Molecular function (GO): GTPase activity; GTP binding
Source: RefSeq, a predicted model, not a curated record
CACUUGUAAAAUUUAUUUGUCUAAUUAGUAAUUCAAUAAGUGCAUUUGUAGUCCAGGAGUUGUUAUACAUGUGGGCAAUUUCAGAAUGUUUUAUUGUAAAUAAGGGUUUUAUUAGAAGUUUGUACGUUUUAUAGUGGAAGGUCUCGCUAAGUGUGUUCAGUCAAAUACAUUUUAUUUAUUCAUUUAUGUAUAUUUUUUUCUUAUAGUUACAAUAUUUACAAAUCAAGUGUAUAAAAAGAAUCGGGUUUUUUUUCUCUUUUUUUCUCACUCCAGACCAGCAGGUGGCGACAAUUCACAUUUCGGCUCUUGCACUGUCAACAAAAAGAAGGAAAAAGACGGUGAAGAAAAAAAAGAAGAAGAUACUUGUCGUCGUGUAACGUAUUUGUUUCCCAAUAUUUGUUAGACGCGUUCACGGUUAUCGGGCUGUUUUAGCACAGCGAGCUGUUUUCUGUACAUAAUGACGUCUAAGUGAAACGCGUUUGCCGUGACAGACUGACGGGUACUUAGCUAAACCAAGCUAACAGCAGGAGUUAGCAGGAGUCGCGCGUCAGUUCUUCUUUCAGCUGAUCCAAAAUGUACACUCUGCUGUCUGGAUUAUACAAGUACAUGUUUCAGAAGGACGAAUACUGCGUGUUGAUCCUGGGGCUGGAUAAUGCAGGAAAGACGACCUUUCUGGAACAGACCAAGACUAAGUUCAGUAAAAACUACAAGGGGAUGAAUCUGUCCAAAGUCACAACAACAGUUGGGUUAAACAUCGGUACCAUCGACGUCGGCAAGGCUCGCCUCAUGUUCUGGGAUCUGGGAGGUCAGGAGGAGCUGCAGUCUCUCUGGGACAAAUACUAUGCAGAGUCACACGGAGUCAUCUAUGUGAUUGAUUCAACUGAUGAAGACCGCCUUUCAGAGUCAAAGGAAGCCUUUGAGAAAAUGAUCUGCAGCGAGGCAUUGGAAGGCGUUCCGCUCCUCAUUCUUGCCAACAAGCAGGAUGUACCGAGUUGUUUGUCGGUGCCAGACAUCAAAACAGCCUUCAGUGAUUCGGCACCAAAGAUCGGCAAAAGAGACUGCUUAGUGCAGCCCUGCACUGCCCUCACAGGGGACGGAGUGAACGAAGGCAUUCAGUGGAUGGUGAAGUGUGUGGUGAGGAAUAUUCACCGGCCGCCCAGGCAGAAGGACAUCACCUAAAACAUGGCUGAGCCCACAUAUUCUGGACAUUGGCAGAACUUUUGACAAGGACAUUCCAUGCGACCCCUGGAGUUGAUGACAUUCUGGUUUUCUAGUUUUACACUAGUUGGAAAUUUUUCUCUUUGGACUCUUGUUACGGUGUGACUGUACAGGUUGAUUUUUCCACUGUGAACUUGGAGUGAUGCGUUUUCUAGAGAUCAGUAUCGGACUGCACAGUCAGCUGAGCCUCACUGACGGCAAGAAAACAUUGCUGCGUCACGUCUCUCAUAAAUACAUCAAGUUUUCAUUA